Molecule: messenger RNA, 4965 nt
Organism: Engraulis encrasicolus (European anchovy)
Lineage: Eukaryota; Metazoa; Chordata; Actinopteri; Clupeiformes; Engraulidae
Gene: atp2b1a
Product: ATPase plasma membrane Ca2+ transporting 1a
Exons: 22
Coding region: 525-4478 (1317 amino acids)
Biological process (GO): regulation of cytosolic calcium ion concentration; calcium ion transmembrane transport
Cellular component (GO): intracellular membrane-bounded organelle; plasma membrane
Molecular function (GO): ATP binding; P-type calcium transporter activity; PDZ domain binding
Source: RefSeq, a predicted model, not a curated record
CGUUGUACAGGGGGCGGGAUUUCUGUGCAGAUUGGUGAAGGGAAUCUGCCUUUGCAGAACGAGUGAGGUAGGGACUCGGGAGAAGAACGAGAGUGAGGGGGUUUCAGGGCACCAUUCGAGAGUGGAGUCUCUGAGGGCUGUGUUCUCAGGACAGCGACGCGCUGCUGGACAGACGUGAGCAAGUAGGCAUGCGGCGCUCCAAGGGAAAUGGCUUCUGAAGUGCCCACAUCUUGGCGCCUGCUCCACGGCCUCCUCCUCCUCCCCUUCCUCCUCUGAACGGGGACCUUGCAGACGUUUAUGGGAUCUACUAAAUUCCCCUCACUGAGGAUUUAAAACUCCCCACCCUUUUUCCCACCCCUUCAGCCCCAUCCUCCCCCCUCUCCGGACCCAUCCCUUGCCUCCUUACCUGGUGCUUUUGCCCUGUUCCAAACGGGAGAGGAAGAAGGCGACGAGGGCGCAACAACGUUUUCCACCAACCACACGUGCUUUGAGGCGGGACGGCCGGUCAGCUGUAGAGAGAACUGAUGGCGAACAACUCGUACACCGGGUUGAAGCAUGGGGCCCGCGGGCACGCCAACCACGAUGGUGGGGACUUUGGCUGCUCGCUCAAAGAGCUUCGAACGCUCAUGGAACUGCGGGGGACAGAAGGACUUACCAAAAUCCAGGAAACCUACGGAGACGUUGGCACACUCUGCUCAAGACUGAAAACAUCGCCCAUAGAUGGUUUAAGUGGGCAGCCUGCAGACAUCGAAAAAAGACAUGCAGAGUUUGGACAGAACUAUAUACCUCCAAAGAAAGCAAAAACAUUUCUUCAGUUAGUUUGGGAAGCAUUACAAGAUGUGACGUUGAUCAUCUUAGAAGUGGCAGCCAUAGUUUCAUUAGGCCUUUCUUUUUACCGUCCCCCAGAGGCUGAAAAUGUAGACUGUGGGAGGGCAGCGGGCGGCGUGGAGGACGAGGGCGAGGCGGAGGCGGGCUGGAUCGAGGGCGCUGCCAUCCUGCUGUCGGUGGUCUGCGUCGUGCUGGUGACGGCCUUCAAUGACUGGAGCAAAGAGAAGCAGUUCCGGGGUCUCCAGAGCCGCAUCGAACAAGAGCAGAAGUUCACCGUGGUGCGGGGCGGGCAGGUCAUCCAGAUCCCGGUGGCCGACAUAGUGGUCGGGGAUAUAGCACAAAUCAAAUAUGGUGACCUCCUCCCCGCUGACGGUGUCCUCAUCCAAGGGAACGACCUGAAGAUUGACGAGAGCUCGCUGACUGGCGAGUCCGACCAUGUGAAGAAGACGCAAGACAAAGACCCCAUGCUGCUGUCAGGAACCCACGUCAUGGAGGGCUCUGGGAAAAUGGUGGUCACUGCCGUGGGAGUCAACUCCCAAACUGGAAUAAUCUUCACUCUGCUGGGCGCCAACGAGGAUGACGACGAAGACGAGGAAGAUCGCAAGAAGAAGGAGGAGAAGGAGAAGAAGAAGGACAAGAAAAACAAAAAGCAGGAUGGCUCGGUUGAGAACCGAAAGAAAGCCAAAGCCCAGGAUGGUGCCGCCGUGGAAAUGCAGCCGCUCAACACCGACGAAGGAGCCGAUGCAGAGAAGAAAAAAGCCAAUUUGCCAAAGAAGGAGAAGUCCGUUCUCCAGGGGAAGCUGACGAAGCUAGCUGUCCAGAUCGGCAAAGCUGGCCUGUUCAUGUCAGCCAUCACUGUCAUCAUCCUGGUACUCCUCUUCGCCAUCGAUACCUUCGUGGUGCAAGAUAUACCCUGGACCAAGGAGUGCACGCCCAUCUACAUCCAGUUCUUUGUCAAGUUCUUCAUCAUUGGCGUGACUGUGUUGGUGGUGGCUGUACCCGAAGGCCUUCCCCUGGCCGUGACCAUCUCCCUGGCUUACUCUGUUAAAAAAAUGAUGAAGGACAACAACCUGGUGCGGCACUUGGACGCCUGCGAGACCAUGGGCAAUGCCACUGCCAUCUGCUCGGACAAGACGGGCACGCUGACCAUGAACCGGAUGACUGUGGUACAGUGCUUCAUAGCUGACAAACAUCACCGCAGGAUCCCGGAGCAGGACCAGGUCCCACGAGCCUCCCUGGACCUGCUGGUCGUGGGCAUCAGUGUCAACUCUGCCUAUACCACCAACAUCAUGUCGCCGGAGAAGGAAGGUGGGCUUCCGCGUCAGGUGGGCAACAAAACGGAAUGUGCCUUGCUGGGCUUCGUGCUGGACCUGAAAAAGGACUACCAAGCAAUACGCAACGAGAUCCCAGAGGAGAAACUCUACAAAGUCUACACCUUCAACUCUGUCAGAAAAUCCAUGAGCACCGUGCUGAAGAAUGCUGACGGCAGCUUCAGGAUGUUCAGCAAAGGCGCCUCCGAGAUUCUCCUCAAGAAGUGCUACAAGAUCCUGACGGCUUCGGGUGAAGAGCGCAUCUUCCGGCCCAGGGACCGCGACAACAUGGUGAAGAACGUGAUCGAGCCAAUGGCCUCGGAGGGCCUGCGCACCAUCUGCCUGGCCUACCGAGACUUCCCUGUCUCAGAUGGCGAGCCUGACUGGGACAACGAGAACGAUAUCCUCACCAGCCUCACCUGUAUCUGCGUGGUGGGCAUCGAGGACCCCGUCAGACCAGAGGUCCCUGAUGCCAUAAAAAGGUGCCAGCGUGCUGGAAUCACUGUGCGCAUGGUCACAGGGGACAACAUCAACACAGCCCGUGCCAUAGCAACCAAGUGUGGCAUCCUGCUGCCUGGCGACGACUUCCUCUGCCUGGAGGGUAAAGAGUUCAACCGCCGCAUCCGCAACGAGAAGGGAGAGAUCGAGCAAGAGCGCAUCGAUAAGAUUUGGCCCAAGCUGCGAGUACUGGCCCGCUCCUCCCCUACAGACAAGCACACUUUGGUGAAGGGUAUUAUCGACAGCACAGUCACGGAGCAGAGGCAAGUGGUGGCUGUGACGGGAGAUGGUACCAAUGACGGUCCUGCCUUGAAGAAAGCUGACGUGGGAUUUGCCAUGGGCAUUGCUGGUACGGAUGUAGCCAAGGAGGCCUCGGACAUCAUCCUGACAGAUGACAAUUUCAGCAGCAUCGUGAAGGCGGUGAUGUGGGGGCGCAACGUCUACGACAGCAUCUCCAAGUUCCUGCAGUUCCAGCUCACCGUCAACGUGGUGGCUGUCAUUGUGGCCUUUACCGGAGCCUGCAUCACACAGGACUCCCCUCUGAAAGCGGUACAGAUGCUCUGGGUGAACUUGAUCAUGGACACCUUUGCCUCCCUGGCGCUGGCCACCGAGCCCCCCACCUACUCCCUCCUGCUCAGGAAGCCUUACGGCCGCAACAAGCCCCUCAUCUCGAAGACCAUGAUGAAGAACAUCUUAGGCCACGCUGUCUACCAGCUCGUCAUCAUCUUCUCGCUGCUCUUUGUCGGAGAGAAGAUCUUUGACAUUGACAGUGGCAGGAAUGCGCCCCUCCACUCGCCGCCCUCUGAGCACUACACCAUCGUCUUCAACACCUUCGUCAUGAUGCAGCUCUUCAAUGAGAUCAACGCCCGCAAGAUCCACGGCGAGCGCAACGUCUUCGAGGGCAUCUUCAACAACAUGAUCUUCUGCAGCAUUGUCUUUGGGACCUUCGGCAUCCAAAUUGUCAUCGUGCAGUUUGGAGGGAAGCCCUUCAGCUGCGUGGGCCUCAACAUUGAGCAGUGGCUGUGGUGCAUCUUCCUAGGCAUGGGCUGUCUCCUAUGGGGCCAGGUCAUCUCCUCGGUCCCCACCAAGUGGCUGAAGUUCCUGAAGCCGGCGGGCCACGGCACGCAGAAGGAGGAGAUUCCCGAAGAGGAGCUGGAUGAGAUGGAGGAGAUGGAGGAGAUCGACCACGCCGAGCGCGAGCUGCGCCGCGGACAGAUCCUCUGGUUCCGUGGCCUCAACCGCAUCCAGACCCAGAUGGAUGUAGUCAAUGCGUUCCAGAGUGGCACUUCCUUUCAGGGGUCCCUCAGGCGCCCGCCUUCCAGCACCAGCAGCCAGCAGCAGCACGAUGUAACCAAUGUUUCUAGCCCUUCACAUAUCCGAGUGGUGAAUGCAUUCCGCAGCAGCCUGUGUCCGUAUGACGGGCUGGAGAAGCCAGAGUCGCGCACGUCCAUCCACAACUUCAUGACCCAUCCCGAGUUCCGCAUCGAGGACUCGGAGCCGCACAUCCCCCUCAUUGACGACACGGACGCAGAGGACGACGCGCCCACCAAGCGCCACAACAACAACGCCACCAGCGGCACCACGGCCUCACCUAGUCCGACGCCCACGCCCACCCCCACACCAGUGCCCACCACGCCCGUGGCCACCACCCCGCCUCCCCCAAACCCACCCACGCCACCUCCACCCGUCUCCAGCAGCCCACCACUGCCGCCCUCGCCCAACCAGAACAAUAACGCCGUGGAGAGCGGCCUGCACUUUUUCCUGGACGCCAACAGCGGCAAGCCGAUGGCGUCCCCCUCGGCCCCCGCCAGCCCUCUGCACAGCCUGGAGACCUCCCUCUGAUCCAGCGCCCUUCAGGCCCAAGCCCUCCCCACGCCGCCUCCCAACCUCUCUCCAUCCACAUUGCCACACAGGCAGGACUAUAUAACAUGAGGCGGCUAGGAAGGCAUGGCUGGCUCGGUUGGCUGGAGGAGCAGAGGAGGAGGGGCUGGAGUUUCUUUAAAGGAAGGAGAGGCAGAGAGAAGGGAGGCCGAAAUGCGGAGGGAGGUGCAUCAAGCAGAGCGUCCCCUUUUUUUGUUGUUGUUAUUUUGGAAAGCUCUGCCCCAUGCUGGACUCGGACAUAAAGAAAAACCUACCGUAAGCUGGCAUUCGGCAGAAUGUUUGGAAGGCCUCUUGUUUGGAUCGCACUUUUAGCGUUGAUUAUUUUUUUGGCCCUCCUCAUCGCCUCUACAAAAACUAAAGGGCAUGGAACUCUUCGACUAGCCCUCUCUUCCCAUCUGCCUCCGCUCCUCUCCUCUCUCCUUAAUAAAUCUGUUUUAUCUGCAUUGUU